AUGACGCCUUCCAAUAACCAUGGCAUUUCUCCAGCCACUGUCGAAGCCAUUGCGGGUUUGUCGGCCGGCUUGAGCUCCACUGUCAUUGUCCAUCCUCUAGAUAUCAUCAAGACUAGAUUACAGGUCGACAGCACUUCUCAUCCAUUCCUCAACUCAUCCCGAUCCGUCUUCCGUGACAUAUUGCGGAAUGAAGGGCCAACUCGAAUUGCUGCUCUCUAUCGUGGCUUGACACCUAACCUGGUGGGCAACUCUGCUGGUUGGGGUUUAUACUUCCUCUGGUAUAGCCAGGCACAAGAUCUGAUCAGGAAUGUCCGGAGUUAUGAGCCAGGUCACCAAUUGACUUCAUUUGAUUACCUCUGUGCAUCGUCCCUCUCGGGGGUCCUGUCUGCCAUCCUCACAAAUCCGAUUUGGGUCAUCAAGACUCGAAUGCUCACAACGUCAGUGUCUCAAGCAGGCGCAUACUCUGGCAUGGUUUCCGGUCUUCACUCUAUAUACAAAACAGAAGGCACCCGCGGUCUGUUUCAUGGCCUAACUCCUACUCUCGUUGGAGUCAGUCACGGUUCAUUGUAUUUUAUGGCCUACGAGAAGCUUAAACAAUGGCGCCGAACAUCAAGGAAGGAUGGGAAACUUUCCAAUGUUGAUACUCUGAUAACCUCGUCGUUAUCCAAAGUGUUUGCAGGUCUCAUCACCUAUCCUCAUCAACUGGUUCGUGCCCGACUACAGACUUAUGACCCAAGUGCCACAGUCCAGAAGCGAGGUCCAGGUGUCAUCAAUUUGAUUCGAAUGGUAUGGCGGAAUGAAGGUUUUGUCGGGUUUUACAAAGGACUGUUCCCCAAUCUUCUCCGUGUGGUCCCAAGCACAUGCGUCACCUUCCUGGUAUAUGAAAAUGUACGAUGGAGUCUACCAAGAUUAAUUGGUGACGAUGACGGCCACCACUUGGAAAACAUCUCGAAUGCAGCGCCAUCAAACAAGGUGGAGAAGAAGGGCCCCUUAUAG
Messenger RNA from Exophiala bonariae, 996 nucleotides. RefSeq lists its product as uncharacterized. The transcript is spliced from 2 exons. Gene Ontology annotation, biological process: nucleotide transport; folate import into mitochondrion. Gene Ontology annotation, cellular component: mitochondrion. NCBI's taxonomy places the organism in Eukaryota, Fungi, Ascomycota, Eurotiomycetes, Chaetothyriales, Herpotrichiellaceae. Bases 1 to 996 code for a protein of 331 amino acids. Gene Ontology annotation, molecular function: folic acid transmembrane transporter activity; FAD transmembrane transporter activity. The record is from RefSeq and is a predicted model, not a curated record.